Messenger RNA from Ostrinia nubilalis (European corn borer), 1716 nucleotides. RefSeq lists its product as uncharacterized. The transcript has 6 exons. The record is from RefSeq and is a predicted model, not a curated record. The coding region runs from base 200 to 1105 and encodes 301 amino acids. NCBI's taxonomy places the organism in Eukaryota, Metazoa, Arthropoda, Insecta, Lepidoptera, Crambidae.
GAUCAUAGAAGAUUUGGUGUGGAUAUCUGUGAUACCAAUUUCAAAAUUUCUCUCACGUCACCAAAGUGUACAACAAAACAACCAAUUUUCGUUUCCUCAAAAAUUAAGUCAUGUAAUAAAGGAAAAUUUCCCACAAACCAAACCAAAAAAAUACUUGAAAUAUCUACGAAACAUGAAUCUUACGUAAAAGGGAUCCAAGAUGAAUCUUUUUAAGAAUUUGGCAAUAGGGGUAGCGAGAUCUAGCCAGAGCUUGAAGAAGUUUUCAGCACCUAUCAAAAGUUUUGAUCCGAGGCUUUAUAAUCGCUUUAUCUGCCAACCAAUGCCCACAGUGCCUAUCAGAAGUUAUAGUAGAAAACCUUCAACCUGUGAUGUCUGCUUGUAUCCACCAGAUAAAAGACCAUGCUUCGAUAUCAGAAGCGUCACUGUGGAACGCGGUAACGCCUGCCACGCGCGUAUGAUCCGGUCGUUCCUCUACACGCACUUCUGGCCGCGGGAGCCCAGCGUGGCUGCUCUGUGGAUGUCUUUGGACUGUCCCUACCUGGACAUCCUCACCGACAAGUAUUCUAACUCUGGUGAUCGUCUCCUUGCUUUUGAGCACAUGGCCCGAACUGGUGAGCGUCGGCUAGUAGGCGUCAGCGUGGCCAACAAGAUCAACCCGUGGGUGGCAGACGAGCUCGAAGACUGGGCUCAUUUCACGUACUCGCAGCCUGAACGGAACAGAAUGUACUUCUGCGCCCACUGCUAUCGAAGCCCUAACUUCUUCGACAAGUAUGACGUGCCGUACCUCUAUGACGUGGAAGUACUAGCAACAGCCGCUGAAGUCACUGGGCAGGGCGUGGGUACUAUGAUUCUGAAAACAUUGCUUGAACAUGCGCAAGAGUUGCGACAUCCACUUGUAACUGUCAUCGCUACCAGUCAAUACACGUCAAAGAUCUGCGAGCGAUGCGGCAUGAAGCGUGAGUGGACCAUGGACUACUCGGACUUCGUGGACGACAAGGGGCAGCGCGUGUUCUUCCCACGACGGCCGCAUCAUACCGUCGCCAUCUACACCAAGCACCACGACCCCAAGGUGCCACCGCCGGUGCCUUGCAAGCCGCCGUAUUGAACACCUGGGAGUGCAUCGAGUAUAUCAGCAAUGCCUAUAGAGAAUGUACCAUACUGCCGAGUUCAAAUCGAUAUGAUCGCAUACAUUAACUUUCUGAAGCUAAGUUGCAGCUGUCACAAAAAUGAACUUGUGUUGAAAAACAAAAUUUGAGCCAAACAGAAUCGCUCUCUUGAUAAAUUAAGACCAUUUACACUACUUUCAACUGUAUGUAAAGCUGAAGAAGAGAUUAAAUUAAAUCUUUCAAUUUCUAAAAAGGAGCGUAAGUUUGAAGCAUUAGAAUUUCGAUUCACAUUCGAAUGCACAGAAAAUACGAUUUUUGAGAUUUCGUAUGCUGAUCAAAAUUAAAAUGAUUCAAAAAUACGUAACAGAAGGGGAACAGCUUUCAUGAUUACAAAGAAUUCAGAACCAUACAGGAAUGUAAGACUGCAUGCACCUCACACACACACACAUCUAUAUUAUUGCUCAUAAUACAACUACAUUUAUGAGCACAGUGUGUAGCGAGAUGUGCCGUCGUUCCUAGGUACAUGAAAAUGAAACAUUUACAAAACAUCACUCAGUUGAGGCUUUACUUUGAUAUUGUGUAAAAUUUAAAGGCAUCUUGCUAAGUUUUU